CCACAAAAAAUGACGGCGACCCUGCGUCCGUACCUGAACGCCGUGCGUGCCACCCUGCAGGCGGCCCUGUGUUUGGAGAACUUCUCCUCUCAGGUGGUGGAACGGCACAACAAGCCUGAGGUGGAGGUCAGGAGCAGCAAAGAGUUGCUUUUGCAGCCGGUGGUGAUCAGCCGCAACGAUAAGGAGAAAGUCCUGAUCGAGGGCUCCAUCAACUCGGUGCGGGUCAGCAUCGCCGUCAAACAGGCGGACGAGAUCGAGAAGAUCCUGUGCCACAAGUUCAUGCGCUUCAUGAUGAUGAGAGCCGAGAACUUCUUCAUCCUGCGAAGGAAACCUGUGGAGGGCUAUGACAUCAGCUUCCUCAUCACCAACUUCCACACGGAGCAGAUGUACAAGCACAAGCUGGUGGACUUCAUCAUCCAUUUCAUGGAGGAAAUCGACAAAGAGAUCAGCGAGAUGAAGCUGUCCGUCAACGCGCGCGCUCGCAUCGUCGCCGAGGAAUUCCUCAAAAACUUUUGAGAAGCUGUCUCUGCGCUCUUUAUGGAGUUUCCCGUAGAGAGAGAGAGAGAGGGAGGCAUCGCAGGCUUUUAAAGCUCAGCACGAGCUCAUCGUCAGUGAAUCAACAGUCAAAAAAACGAACCAGAGGAACGAACGAUCGACCGAGCAGCCGAUCCUGCGAUGUCGUACGCAGCGUCCCCUUUUUUCGCCUUACGUCUUCUGUUAAAGGUGCUUCUUGUUCCCAUGGAUAUUAAUAAUUGUACUUUUGAACAUAAAAAAAACAACAA
Molecule: messenger RNA, 782 nt
Organism: Ictalurus punctatus (channel catfish)
Lineage: Eukaryota; Metazoa; Chordata; Actinopteri; Siluriformes; Ictaluridae
Gene: arpc4l
Product: actin related protein 2/3 complex, subunit 4, like
Biological process (GO): Arp2/3 complex-mediated actin nucleation; actin filament polymerization
Cellular component (GO): Arp2/3 protein complex; actin cytoskeleton
Molecular function (GO): actin filament binding
Source: RefSeq, marked provisional